AUGGCACAUAUUGAUUUAAAGAAGGCAGCUGUGGUUGGCUUGGACGACCUUGUCCUGCUGCCGCAGCUUUCUGACAAAGCCAUUAUGGAGAACCUUAAGUUGCGCCACAGCAGGGAUCUCAUCUACACGAGUAUUGGCCCUGUGUUGUUAAGUGUGAAUCCAUUCAAAAAGAUUCCAGGUUUGUACAGUGAGGAGCGCAUCGCGUUUUUUCGGAGGGGUGGAAAGGGUAAUGGGGGCGUGACUGGGAGCAACCAUGGUGAGCCCCAUGUGUUUGGCUUGGCAGAGGAGACAUACCGCACCAUGGUGUCAGAGGAGGAGAAUCAGUGUGUCAUCAUCUCAGGGGAAUCAGGGGCCGGAAAGACGGAGGCAUCAAAGCAGAUUAUGCAGUACGUCUCCGCUGUCUCUGGUAACACAGCGGAAAUGCAGCGUGUAAAGCGAAUCAUUCUGGAGUCCAACCCGUUGCUGGAGGCUUUUGGAAAUGCAAAGACCGUUCGUAAUGACAACAGCUCUCGUUUUGGGAAGUUCUUUGAAAUAUUUUUUGAUCGAAUGGGUGGCCCUGUUGGCGGGCGCAUGUCGAACUUUCUUCUUGAGAAGUCACGGGUUGUUGGCCAGCAGAAAGGAGAGCGGAGCUUUCAUGUGUUUUAUCAGUUAUGUCGUGGAGCUGCUCCGGCGCUCCGGGACAGGCUGCGGCUACUGCCUCCUGGCCAGUUCUUCUACUUGAACCAGGGCGGAACGCUGGAGUGUGAUGGCAUUGACGACGGGAAGGAGUGGGCGGAGACGCUAGCUGCAAUGGACGCGAUGUUGAUUUCGACAUCAGAUCAGCAGUCUAUUUUUGAUACCCUUGCCCUUAUACUCCACCUUGGGCAGCUGCAGUUUGCGCCAUCCGAAGUAGACCGCGAGGACGCUGCGCUGAUGGUUUUAAAUCGAGACGAACUGGAUUUUUGCGCCACGCUCUUGGGCGUAGACGCGACCGCACUGGAGCGGGUUCUCACAUGGAAGCGGCUGGAAAUGGGCGCAAGCGAGGUGGUUAAUGUCCCCCUCGACAUGCAACAGAGCCGAAACGCCCGUGACGCCAUUGCAAAGACACUGUACCACCACUUGUUUGAGUUUAUAGUGCAGUCUGUGAAUGUGGCUCUUGGGGAGAAGCCGCAUGACUUAAUGCUAGGCGUUCUUGACAUUUACGGAUUUGAGAUAUUUGAAAAAAACGGGUUUGAGCAGUUCUGCAUUAAUUAUGUCAAUGAAAAGCUUCAGCAGAUCUUCAUAGCGUUAACUUUGAAGGUGGAGCAAGAGGAGUAUGUGCGUGAGAAUAUUCCAUGGGAAGAGAUUAAGUACUUCAACAACAAGGUUGUAUGCGAUCUUAUUGAGGGUAUGCAGCCACCCGGGUUAUUUGCUGUCAUUGAUGAUGUGUGUGCGACGAUGGCGAAGGAAAAGGAGUCUGUUGCUGACAUCAAGAUGCUUGACAAACUAGAUGCUGUACACGCCGGUAAUCCUCACUUCAACAGGACAGAAAAAGGGUUUCGUGUUAAGCACUACGCAGGAGAUGUGCAGUACGACGCAGAGGGUUUCACAACCCGCAACAAGGACCUUAUUAGUAUCGAUACUACAUCAAUGCUUGGUUUUUCCUCUAAUCGUUUUUUGUUAACAAUCCUCGCGGAGACCAUUGCAGGUGUUUCACAAGGUGGCGCCGGGGGAACGAAAACACGUGUGACUACCGCUGGACUUAAGAUGCGGCAGCAGGCCUCAAAUCUUAUCAAGACACUGAUGGGAUGCAAUCCACAUUAUGUGCGCACCAUCAAAUCAAACGACGAAAAGCGCCCCAAUUUUAUAGAUGAUGCCCGAGUGCUACACCAGGUAAAAUACUUGGGCCUUCUCGAAAACGUUCGUGUUCGUCGUGCAGGAUACAUAUACCGGCAAUACUUUGAUAAGUUUCUCAAGCGCUUCAAAUUCCUUAGUCCGGAGACGUUUCCACGCCCGUUCAAGGGCUCUGACCAUGAUGCCUGUUCUGCUAUUUUGCGGCGCGUCGGUGAUGCCUUGCCGCAGGGAUCCUGGCAGCUGGGCCAGCACAAGGUAUUUAUCCGACAACCACAGCACCUGUUCACACUUGAAGAGCUCCGUGAGGCCGCGCUUGACAAUAUUGUCUUAAAGAUUCAGCGCACCUGGUGCCGGUACCAGCAGCAUAAGGAUGGUAUUCUCCUUAGGACUAGUAUGGGGCGCGUGUAUUCUAAGGCCGGGAAGGCACGACGGGCCGACAGUGUGUUUCGCCCCUUCUCCGGAGAUUAUCUUGACUACCGCAACAAACUUGGGCCGCUUCACCCAUACGUGGAGUUUAACCCCAUCGGGAGUGCAUGGAAGGAGUUCUGGACAGAUGCGGGAAAGCGAUAUUACCAUAAUCCGAUUCUUCAACAGAGUCAAUGGGAACGUCCACGGGAGAUGUCUCCGCAGAGAAUCCUUUUUACUGCGCUUGUGGAGCGGGUUGUCAAUCAUCAGAAGGCCUUACUUGAGAAGGAGUUUUGCAUUAUAACGGAUUUAGCAAUUUACCUGAUACAAGAACGCUUAGAAACCGUGGUACAGCCGCAAGCAAAGCCUACUAGGAGAAAUGUUCAUCCAGUAUCGCCCACAAUUUCUACCGUGACGAGAUAUUUUCUUCGGAAGCGACUGGAUUUGCGCCUCUUAUCGGGAAUUUCUGUCACCACGCAUGCGGAUACAGUUAUUAUGCUGCAUUUUUACCAACCCACUGUCCCUUACCGACCAAUUGUGACAAGUACAACGGCAGUAAAAAAUCAACGGAGCCAUCUAUGCGAAUGUUGCGGGGACAAAAUGUCACCUGCGGCGAAGAGACAACACUGUCCUGGGUGCGGUCGACUCUGUUGUGUGAAAAAAUGUUUGCGGUACAGUCGGCCGCUCCCUACGCUGCUCGGGCACAGCAAGCCAGUGCGAGUAUGUCCUAGUUGUGUGCACGGAGAGUCCUUAGAACCGGUUGAGGAUGUAGUGAUGAUGACCCCCAUGAAGACAGAGAUUGCAGCCCUGCUAAGGAAGUGGUAUCGCGUUUUGAUGGGGAACAAAAUCUCAAUGACGAUCAGCGACACUCUCAAGUAUCAUCUAUUCGGUGAAAAUCAGUCGUGGAUUCUCACAUCAAAUGCUUCUGCUUCCAUUUCUGAAACGAUACUCACUUCAGCUGGUUCAUUUGCCCUUGCAGCGAGUGCACCAUUGGGUAUUCCCCAAGAGAUGAUUCAGGCAAUUGAAACGGCACGAGAGCAGCGACGCGUUGCUGCAGCGGAACGGUGCAGAAAGGAAGAUGAGGAGGAACGGCGGCGCGAGGUGGAACGCGAGAGGGGACGUGAGGAGGAACAUCGUCGUAUUGUGGAGGAACGCAAAAGGGUGAGAGCAGCGGCAGAGGAGCGGCAAGAGGCGGAGCGGUUGCAGCGCGAGCGGGCUCUUUGUGCUCAACGGGAAGAGUCUGCACGAAUCGUCGCGGAACGAUCAACGUGGUAUCGAUAA
Molecule: messenger RNA, 3498 nt
Organism: Trypanosoma rangeli
Lineage: Eukaryota; Euglenozoa; Kinetoplastea; Trypanosomatida; Trypanosomatidae
Product: myosin IF
Exons: 1
Coding region: 1-3498 (1165 amino acids)
Biological process (GO): vesicle transport along actin filament; actin filament organization
Cellular component (GO): myosin complex; cytoplasm; plasma membrane
Molecular function (GO): actin filament binding; microfilament motor activity; ATP binding
Source: RefSeq, a predicted model, not a curated record